AUGAGAGAGAUUCUUCGUCGCUCUGUUUUGGUUUGGAUUUUGGAAGAGAAAUUGAAGCGAACGAGAGAAAAGGAAGAGAGACGACGAAGAAAUCGUGUCGCAGAAGCGAUCGGACAAGAGAACAGGAAAAAUGGCAAGGAAAAGGAGGAAAAGUGUGGCGUUGGUGGUGGCGUCGGCGGUUGCGGCGUGAACGUCAGCCUGACGAAGGUAGUCGAGCGGUGGCUCUUGGUGCUCGGCAGCGGCGGCGGCGGCGGCGGCAGCGGCGGCGGUGGCGGCAGCGUCGCUGGUCCGCUGGAGAAGGUAGCUAGUAGAGUUGGGGAAGGGUGA
Messenger RNA from Frieseomelitta varia, 327 nucleotides. RefSeq names its product homeobox protein Hox-B8a-like. NCBI's taxonomy places the organism in Eukaryota, Metazoa, Arthropoda, Insecta, Hymenoptera, Apidae. The record is from RefSeq and is a predicted model, not a curated record. The transcript is spliced from 2 exons. The coding region runs from base 1 to 327 and encodes 108 amino acids.